CACCCACUCACACAACAGAGCUCACAAAGAAGUUUCCAAGCCCAUGACACCAAGCUCAUAUGAAGGUGUGGGGGAAAACAGACAAUGCAUUUGUUUAGUGCUCAUGUUUUUUAGCGUACUGUGUAAUAAUUCGUUGACUCUUUUUUUGGUGGAUUUGUGGAUCCAGCGAGUGUUCUUCAGAAACGUUCCAUAAUCAGCAAAGGAAAGCAGAAGUAAACUCUCCCACUGGCUCUGUCACCUACAAGCUCAUUUUGAUUAUCCGACCUGAAACAAUGAAUACAUCUGUUGGAGAUUUACCUGGCAACUGCAGUACCCCAGCAGACUACCAGUUCUACCUCUUCCCAGCCGUCUACAGUCUGGUGAUGGCACUGGGCCUGCCAGGAAAUGUGGGAGCCCUCUACAUGUUCAUCUUCAAGAUCACUCCGCGCACCUCCUCUAACGUGUACGUGAUCAACCUGGCCCUAGCCGACACCGCCAUCCUCUGCACCCUGCCCUUCAAGAUCCACUACUUCCUCAACAAAAACGACUGGGUAUUCGGAGACAUGGCUUGCCGCAUUACAGGAACACUGUUCUUCGCCAACAUCUACAUCAGCAUUGCCUUCAUGACCUGUAUCUGUGUGGAUCGAUACACGGCCGUCACCCGUCCUCACAUCUAUCUGAGGCUCCGGAACUCGUGUUAUACUGUAGUGGUGAGUGUGGCGGUGUGGGUGGUGGCGGGCGUGGCUGUUCUGUCCUUCAUCCGAGUGGGACCUCUGGACAGCAAACCUGGCGGAGGUCUCCCCCAUCGCCGUAGCUGCUUUGAGAACUUUUCAAAGCACGAGUGGGACAGGCGUGUGGCGCCGUACAGCUUAUUCAGUCUCGUCUUCGGCUCGCUACUGCCCUCUGUGGUCAUCUUGGUGUGUUACCCUCUGGUGGCACGGCGCAUCGCUCUCAUCCGGACCAACACGGCCCGCGGAGCCCUGAGGGUCAUCUACAUCAUCCUGGCUAUCACCCUGCUCUGCUUCCUGCCGUACCAUGUGGUUCACUUCCUGCACCUGCUCCGCCGUCAAGGGGCCAUCCACUACUGUCCCCAUGCCAAUGCCAUCUACAAUGCCCGGCAGGUGACCCUGGCUCUGGUCAGCCUCAACAGCUGUCUGGACCCCCUGCUCUACUACUUCACCACUAGUCGCUGUAAUUGGAGUCCCUCCAUGGCCAGGUUCAGAUGGAUUUGGGCCAGGAGGAAUAGGGGGCGCUAUACCAUUGCUGUGGGACAGUGAAUGGUUUGGAUAAACUGGCUCCAACUGUAUCCUAUCAGCUAAUGUAAUUGUAUGCUUUUUAUAUUCUACUCACAAACUCUGAAGCACUUGGUGAAGCAGUUUUUUUUCCAUCGUAAACCACCAACCUUUGCAUACAUGUACAGUUGAAGUCGGACGUUUACAUACACCUUAGCCAAAUACAUUUAAACUCAGUUUUUCACAAUUCCUGACAUUUAAUCCUAGUAAGAUUCCCUGUCUUAGGUCAGUUAGCAUCACCACUUUAUUUUAAGAAUGUGAAAUGUCAGAAUAAUAGUAGAGAAUGAUUUAUUUCAGCUUUUAUUUCUUUCAUCGCAUUCCCAGUGUGUCAAAA
Molecule: messenger RNA, 1605 nt
Organism: Salmo salar (Atlantic salmon)
Lineage: Eukaryota; Metazoa; Chordata; Actinopteri; Salmoniformes; Salmonidae
Source: RefSeq, a predicted model, not a curated record